Messenger RNA from Struthio camelus australis, 2835 nucleotides. Lineage: Eukaryota; Metazoa; Chordata; Aves; Struthioniformes; Struthionidae. The record is from RefSeq and is a predicted model, not a curated record.
CUGUCUUGGAAACCUUACCCUGAAGAACGAGUCUUCCCCACCCUGCAAUUUAGGGAAUACAGGCAUGCAGUGUGCAAACAAGCUGAUGAGAGGUUGGCUGUGCAGUCACAGAGCUGUCUUUGCAUUUCUGGACAAAUGCAAAGGUGUUUUUAACACAGAUCCUUUGGAGAAUUUCAAAUUCAUGCUGAUUUUUGUUUCUUUAGGUCUUCUCCAUUGUUAAUCCUUUCACCUUACCACCAAUUCCUGCAACUGCACUUGAAACAGUUCAGUUUCCUUGACCAGCUAGCUAAGUGAAAAUCCCAGAGGAUGCCUGUUUAUGUGCCUAAGCAGAAAAACACCUUUUAAAGUCAGGUUUGCUGUCACUCAGAAACACAAGCUGGGGACUGGGACUGUUUGAAGUAGCUCCAGAAUGACCAGAUCCACAAACUAGCAGCUGGGCCUACAGCACAUCCAAGGGGAAAACAGAUGGCAACUGAUUGAGUUUAUUUUGUUACAUACUGUGGUUUAUGACGUGAGUUUUCAGGCACCUGAGCUUAAUCGUGCCAAGGGGAUGAACGCCCCCUACUUCAGCAGAUGUUAAAGGUGCUCAUUUCCAGUACUGGUCCAUUACAGAAAAAGCUGGGGAGAUGGGGGCGGGGGGGUUGUGAGAGAAGGACUGAAACCCAAAAUGUAGGGAAGAUUCUUGACAAAGUCUUUAUUUAACACUUACUGGCUACUUUCCCAGGAAGGUCUGGAGUUAUUUAAUUAAAUAUCAAUAUUUCUGUAAACAUGAGGGGGAAAGCUAAGUCUGAAAAAAGACAUCCAAGCCACCAAAGAGCUGGGAUUGGGAUCCUCAGUCCACACCAAACAUUGGCAGUCAGGCUGGUGAUGCUACUAGAAUAUGAUUAAGAAUUUCAACAUCUUUCUUAAGGCUUCCUCACAAUGCCCAUCGUUCUCCCCUUCGUUCUCCAAGGGUGCAGCCAGCCCUCUCAGCACAUACCUCCACGCUCCUUACCUCAGUGGUCUACGUGCCGAGUUGUUUCCUCAUUCUUAUUUCUCUUGGACUCUAAAUGUUUCUUCUGGUCUCACAAGGCCUCCAAUGUCUUUUAUUUCACAGCAGGAUGUUAAGGAACCUUUCUUUAUGCCAGUGUUUGUAUGUGGGCAAUGAAUCAAGAGAUGACUAGAAUCCUGACCUAUAAACAAAGUCAACAGAGAUCAGGCUGAGGCCAGCCCCUACAAAAUGACUCUGCAGAUUCUAGCCUGUCCCGAUCAUAACCUGCCCUAGAGGUUAUCUUAAAGGAUUUUGGGAUCUAGGCCAUGAUAGUAUUCAUGGUCUUCUGACUCAUUAUUUUAUACAUACUCUAGAGCAAGUGAAAGAAGAUCUGACUAGCUGGGAGAGGACUUCCAACCUGUACACAGCACUGAAAUGUGAAAACAAUCAAAAUGUACUGAAGCUUAAUCCUUGUAUCACACAAUUUUUGUGAUACAUAAUUAGAGCAAAAUGUUCUGUGAACAAAAAGGCCUCAAUUACAAUUUCUGCAAUUCAGGAGAAGGGAAAGAAGAGCACAAAACUGCAUAUUAUAGAUUCCCGGAACCAAUUCCCACACAUGGGGAAUACUCACUAUUUUCUCACGCAGCCAGCUGUGCCUAGUAGGCUCUUCCAGCCAAACUCCUGCUGACUGAGACCGAGAUAUCCAUUUCUCACUGCUCCAUGUUUCAGGGCCAGCCAGGAUUUGCAGAAAUCUGUUCCAUUAUUCCCACAAUCAAACACAUAAUGACAAGCAAAUCCCACCGUAUUCAGUGUGUAACCUGCUAAAUCAGUAAGACUGGGUUUAAGCUCUAUCUUUGGAAUAUGACUUUAGAAGCAGAAGAAAUGUCACCUAGAAGACGUACACAUUUCCCUGGACUCAGCUAAGGUGCAGGAUUCUCCAGGGCCAUCCAGAGAUUUGUGCACAUCUUUCAGGAUAGUAGUAUUUUUUUUUUUGGCUCUAGCUUCCCAGGUAGUGUCUACAUAUCAUUUCCCUAUAUAAGCCUUUUAUUUUAAUUUUUAUAUCCCAGUGUCUUAGGACUUCUGGAAGGAUAACUUUCUUCUUGACUGGCUGUGGUUCAAAUCAACAGAUUUGUGAUGCCACUGAACUUUCUGUGAUUUUUUUCUACACAAAAAAGGUCAAACUUACAGAAAAACUGGAAGUAUGCCUGUUGAAAAUCUGUACAGUAGGUACCUUUAUGACAGAUUCUUGGAAAAUAACUAUUGAUUAUUGUUGACAUUACUUUUAAUUCCCACAGAUGAUAUCUGGAUCUUUUCUCCAACUGAACAGGAAUUAAAACAGUAUGAUCCAAGUAGCAAAAUACCAUUCAAAACAAGCAAAGAAGCAAUAGAGGUGAAAAUCCCACAGAGUCACCAGGAUGUGAUGCCCAACGAUGAGCAGUAAUUACUGCAGCAACACUUCAGCCAGCAUGAGUGUCAAUGAAAUGUCUGCCUUCCCUCUGACUUUAGAGCAAAAAACUGGCUUUGCCUUUGUGGGGAUUUUAUGUGUUUUCUUGGGACUUCUAAUAAUCAGAUGCUUCAAAAUCUUGCUAGACCCUUACAGUAGCAUGCCUUCUUCUACGUGGGAAGAUGAAGUUGAGGGGUUGGAUAAAGGGACAUUUGAAUAUGCUCUUGCAUGAAAACUCACCAGAAUAUCCUGCCUUAAAUUUGAUGUUGAUUUCAUUUUGGAAACCAACUGUUGCUACAUUUGUUAUACAUACCUACAUUUUGCAGAUAUGCUGGUGGCAUUCAUUUUGUUAAAUAAAUAUUUGUUGCAAACUCAAAAGGCACUUCAGGUUGCUUUUCUUUGAGGAAUAGAGGAAUGGCUG